Cuscuta campestris is the source of this 1765-nucleotide messenger RNA. Lineage: Eukaryota; Viridiplantae; Streptophyta; Magnoliopsida; Solanales; Convolvulaceae. The record is from the annotation of a GenBank genome assembly.
CAUUAAGCCCAUAUCACUUCGUUUCCCAUUUUUUCAGAAAGAAAAAUCCAAUUUAACCCCCAAUUUCACACAGCUUUGCUUCAAUGGCGACAUUGACGAAACCAGAAGUAGGCAUUUCUUCAGCUUCCAUUGAGGACAUCGAUGAUGCUGUGUUGGUCGAAAUCCUCUGCAGGGGAACCCCCAAUUGCAAAAUGGCGUUUCGGUGCAAAUUGGUCUCCAAGCGGUGGCGUUACUUGAUCUCCAGUCCCAUCUUUCUCAAAUGCUGGAAGGAAUUGCACAGAACUCUUCAUCCCGGCGAGCCAUUGCCCUAUUCCAUGGUCAUCAACGUUCGGAUCCGACGCGAUGAGGACAAAUACAUGACGAACUAUGUGGCUUCCCAGCACCCAAUGUUCCAGUUUCCCAGAUUCAAGUUCGAUUAUCUUCCUUGUUCGAGACCUAGAAGGGCCGCCAGCGUCCGAAUAGCCGCAUCGUGCAAAGAUCUGUUCUUGUGCCACGCGAUUAGAGACAAGAUGGAAUUGGAGGAUAGGGUUUAUUACAUAUGCAACCCGCUGACCAGGCAAUGGAUCUCCCUUCCGCCCUUCCCAACUAAAUUCAAAUUUAUGAAAGGUGUAGCCACUGGCCUGGUGGUCUCUGGUGAUGGGAUGAGUUACAGAGUGGUUCGGAUUCAUCAUGAUUUCGAAUCUUAUAAUGCUGUUUCUUUCGUAGCCGAGGUCUUUUCCUCGGAAACAAACAAAUGGGAGGAGGUAGAGGUACGCCAUCCCAACAGUUCCCUUUUCGGUUUUGAUUUUAAAAAUAAGAGUUACGCAACGAAUAAUCUGUUGUGCUGGAAUGGCUUACUGUUGUUUGAGAAUUGGAUUGAUGAUAGCAUUGUGGCUUACAAUCCCUUUGAGCCAGCGAGAUGCCGCGUGAUUGAGCAGCCACCUAGAUAUAGACUGGGCCAAUUUUGUAGGUCUUUCUUGAGUUUUGGGGAGUGCAAUGGGAGUUUCCGAGUAGCUCAGCACUAUGACCACACUGGUGGUAGGCAUGGGGUUUUCAUGACUUGGGAAUUAGAGGACUAUGAGACAGAAGAGUGGAGGUUUGUGAAUGAGCUCGUUUUCCGGGAUUUCAUCACGGACGACGCCCCUCUGCGACUCCAGUGCGAAAUGAACAGUGAUGACGAGAGUGACUUAGAUGACUAUGGAUCCCAAUGGUGGUUCUUCCGUGCACAGCGUAUCAUACUUUUGAGCAUGGAUCCAAAUAAGGAGGAUGUGAUAUAUUUUUAUCACGGCGCGGAAAAAGUAGGGGACUCGCGGAUCUUCUCGUGCAAUUUGGAGACUAAGGAAGUUAGAGUGUUUGACAAGAAUAUCAUUGAGAGAUGCGUCGAAAUUGAUUACCCAUUGCGCAAUGUUUUUCACUUUGUAGUGCCUGAGUGGCCUACGCCAAUUCCUUGUGCACCCACACAAUGCAUUGAAUGCACCUAGAUUCUGAGUUCUAUAUUUAUAUAAAGCGGGAAUGAAUAAAUAUAAUAGGUAUUCCCUCCAUUCCAUAUUUUUUUCCAUCAUCUCCGAUGGAGCCAAAAUUUCACCAUUUUUUGGCUUUGGGGUGUGAUGGAAUAAAUCAAAAUGGAUCUCUAAACUAUCUGCGCUUCUUUAAUUAAUGAAGUAGUUAGUCAAGCAAUGCAACUUUCGACGUUGAGCCGGGGGUCUCUUUGGAAACAGCCUCUCUACUUUCGAGUAGGGGCAAGGUCUGCGUACACACACCCUCCCCAGACCCUACUCUUGUGGGA